This is a messenger RNA of Podospora anserina S mat+, 630 nucleotides long. RefSeq lists its product as uncharacterized. The transcript is spliced from 3 exons. Lineage: Eukaryota; Fungi; Ascomycota; Sordariomycetes; Sordariales; Podosporaceae. The record is from RefSeq and is a predicted model, not a curated record. Bases 1 to 630 code for a protein of 209 amino acids. Gene Ontology annotation, cellular component: cytoplasm. Gene Ontology annotation, molecular function: hypoxanthine phosphoribosyltransferase activity. Gene Ontology annotation, biological process: hypoxanthine metabolic process; XMP salvage; GMP salvage.
AUGGUCGAGAAGCUCUACGUCACGUACAACGAUGUACACAAACUCUGCCAAGAGUCCGCCAUCCCCAUCCUCUCCGAGUUCAAGCCUGACCUCAUGAUCGCCAUCGGCGGAGGCGGCUACGUCCCCGCCCGCAUCCUCCGCUCCUUCCUCAAGCAGCCCGGCAGCCCAAACAUCCCGAUCCAGGCCAUCGGUCUGUCCCUGUACGAGCAGCUCCCCAACGCGGCCGACCAGGUCGUCGAGCAGGUCGGCCACAAGGUCACGCGCACCCAGUGGCUCGACCUCACGGCGCUGGGCUCCAUGAAGAACCUGGUCGGGAAGCGCAUCUUGAUCGUGGACGAGGUGGACGACACGAGGACCACGCUCGAGUACGCCGUCAAGGAGCUCCAGAAGGAUGUCGAGGAGGUGAGGGCCAAGCUUGGUGUGGAUGAGAAGACUGAGUUUGGAAUUUUUGUGCUUCAUAACAAGGACAAGCAAAAGCGCGGCACCCUCCCCGAGGAUGUCACCAACGGCCGCUACUGGGCCGCGAGGACGGUCGGCGACGAGUGGAUCUGCUACCCCUGGGAGGCCAUUGACAUUGACGAGCACGAUGCCAAUGCUGCUGCUGCCUUGGCCAAGAAGUCUCAGGCCUAA